AUGGCCUCCACCCGUGUGCUCGCCUCGAGACUGGCCGCUCAGAUGGCCACCAAGGCUGCUCGCCCGGCCGCCCGUGUGUCGCUUGCCAACGCCAGCAAGCGCACUAUGACUGUCGCUUCCAAGGCCUCUCCUCUCCAGGCCGUCAAGCGCCAGCAGGCCUCCGCCAUCGUCAGCGCCACCACCCGCCAGGCCUUCGCCGUCCAGCGCCGUGCCUACUCCUCUGAGAUCGCCCAGGCCAUGGUUGAGGUCUCCAAGAACAUUGGUAUGGGCUCUGCUGCUAUCGGUCUGACUGGUGCCGGUAUCGGUAUUGGUCUCGUCUUCGCCGCCCUCCUCAACGGCGUUGCCCGCAACCCCGCCCUCCGUGGCCAGCUCUUCUCGUACGCCAUUCUUGGUUUCGCCUUCGUCGAAGCCAUUGGUCUGUUCGACCUGAUGGUUGCCCUCAUGGCUAAGUUCGCUAAUGAGACGGGCGGAGGUGUGCAUGGGAGGAUGGCGUGGAAUCUCAGCAUAGACGGGGCCAUAUAG
Molecule: messenger RNA, 522 nt
Organism: Thermochaetoides thermophila DSM 1495
Lineage: Eukaryota; Fungi; Ascomycota; Sordariomycetes; Sordariales; Chaetomiaceae
Product: ATP synthase-like protein
Exons: 3
Coding region: 1-522 (173 amino acids)
Biological process (GO): proton transmembrane transport; proton motive force-driven ATP synthesis
Molecular function (GO): proton transmembrane transporter activity
Source: RefSeq, a predicted model, not a curated record